Messenger RNA from Camelina sativa (false flax), 664 nucleotides. Lineage: Eukaryota; Viridiplantae; Streptophyta; Magnoliopsida; Brassicales; Brassicaceae. The record is from RefSeq and is a predicted model, not a curated record.
CCACCAAUCUCAAACAAACUUAAACUCACUACUACUUCUUGAGCCUUUUCACCUCCAGAAACAAAUGGCUCCAAGAACCUCCCUUGCACUUUUCCUUUCCCUCAACCUCCUCUUCUUCACUCUCACCUCUGCGACCACCCCAAGCACAGGGUCUUGUCCUAAAGAUUCUCUACAGCUCGGUGUUUGCGCCAAUGUGCUCAAGCUAGUUGACUUAACAUUGGGAAACCCACCAGUAAAGCCAUGCUGCUCUCUCAUCCAAGGCUUGGCUGACCUUGAGGCUGCAGCCUGCCUCUGUACUUUGCUCAAGGUUAACCUUCUUGGAAUCAACCUUAACCUUCCCAUUAAUCUCAGCGUACUCCUCAAUGUUUGCGGUAGAAAAGCUCCAACGAACUUCCAGUGCGCCUAAGUUGAAUACUUAUGAACUCUUGGAACCUACUUUCUUAAGUUCUUGUUUUAUUUAAUUAAGGUGAUUAUUUUUUUUUUGUUUUUUUGUAUUUUUCUUGAACUGUUUGAAAUAAACGUACGUUCUCAUGCAAUAAUGGAUAAUCAGUUUGUCUGUGACUGUUAUCGGCAAAUAUGUACUCCUUUGCUUAAUUGUUCCUCCAUCUCUUCUUUGUAACUGUGUCUUUCGAACUCGAUAAAUAAAUUCACUUCUUACCAUUUU